Meloidogyne enterolobii is the source of this 177-nucleotide messenger RNA. The record is from the annotation of a GenBank genome assembly. NCBI's taxonomy places the organism in Eukaryota, Metazoa, Nematoda, Chromadorea, Rhabditida, Meloidogynidae.
AUGAUUGUUUUACCUCCAUUUUUCUCAUUUGGGGGCAUGGAAAAUCCUUGUAUGACUUUUGUAACUCCAACAAUAAUUGCCGGUGACCGUUCAUUAACGACCGUUGUUGCACAUGAAAUAGCUCAUAGCUGGACUGGAAAUUUAGUUACAAAUGCUUCUUGGGAACAUUUUUGGUAA